Messenger RNA from Pelobates fuscus (common spadefoot toad), 2873 nucleotides. It is a transcript of the gene SLC6A3, whose product is annotated as solute carrier family 6 member 3. Gene Ontology annotation, cellular component: neuron projection; presynaptic membrane; neuronal cell body membrane. The record is from RefSeq and is a predicted model, not a curated record. Lineage: Eukaryota; Metazoa; Chordata; Amphibia; Anura; Pelobatidae. The coding region runs from base 267 to 2132 and encodes 621 amino acids. Gene Ontology annotation, biological process: dopamine uptake involved in synaptic transmission; sodium ion transmembrane transport. The transcript has 15 exons. Gene Ontology annotation, molecular function: dopamine:sodium symporter activity; norepinephrine:sodium symporter activity.
UCAGAGAGGGAGCUGACCGUGUCCUCAGCGCUGAGUCUGCUUCCUGACCACAGCAGGGACUUUAGGAGACUUUGAACUAUCAGCAGCUCCUACAGGACAUCAGAGGAGCAGGCUGUGGGUAUCAGCAUUCAGUCUUACAACUCCCUCAAUAUCACUGUAUUAUGGGGAAAAUGUUUAGAAACUAAAUAGACAUUUUUGCAUCAAGUUUUAAACUGGUUCGUUUACCUUUACACCACUGGGAUCUUCCUUGAACUGUCAGACAUCUAAUGAUCAAAAACAGACCGCCAGUAGCACAGAUGUCCUCAGUGGUUGCUCCUGUUCAAGAUUCCAAUACUAUGGGUCCCAAGGAGGUGGAACUCAUUCUUGUUAAAGAGCAAAACGGGGUCCAAUUCACUAAUUCAGCAUUGGUUAAUCCAUCUCAAACGAACACUCAGACUGAAGAAAGAGAGACAUGGAACAAGAAGAUAGAUUUUCUCCUAUCUGUUAUUGGAUUUGCAGUGGAUUUAGCCAAUGUUUGGAGAUUUCCCUACCUUUGCUACAAAAAUGGAGGAGGUGCCUUUCUGGUUCCAUACCUCUUUUUCAUGGUUAUUGCAGGGAUGCCUCUUUUCUACAUGGAACUAGCUUUAGGACAAUUUAAUAGAGAAGGAGCAGCUGGCGUUUGGAAAAUAUGUCCCAUAUUCAAAGGGGUUGGUUUUACCGUCAUCUUGAUCUCCCUAUAUGUCGGAUUCUUUUACAUUGUAAUAAUAGCCUGGGCUAUUCAUUACCUGUUCUCCUCAUUCACUUCUGAGCUGCCUUGGAUCCAUUGUAACAACUCUUGGAAUAGUCCCAACUGUUCAGAGAUAAAUUAUAAUAUAUUCAAUGAUCUAAACAGUUCAUAUGUCGGCGAUCCUUACAUGGCCACACCUGCUGCAGAAUACUUUGAACGAGGUGUUUUACACCUUCAUGAAAGUCAAGGAAUCCAUAAUUUAGGAUUGCCUCGUUGGAAACUGACAUCCUGCCUUCUUGUUGUGAUCGUGUUCCUCUAUUUCAGUUUGUGGAAAGGAGUGAAAACUUCUGGCAAAGUAGUGUGGAUUACAGCCACCAUGCCCUAUUUUGUUCUAACAGCACUGCUUAUUCGUGGCAUUACUCUCCCUGGAGCUAUUGAUGGCAUUAAAGCGUAUCUAAGUGUAGACUUUCUUCGGCUCUGUGAGGCUUCGGUUUGGAUUGAUGCCGCCACUCAGAUCUGCUUUUCGCUUGGUGUGGGGUUUGGUGUGCUAAUCGCAUUUUCGAGUUACAAUAAGUUUUCAAACAACUGCUAUAGAGAUGCCAUCAUUACUACUUCUGUUAACUCCCUGACAAGCUUUUUCUCAGGAUUUGUGAUAUUCUCCUUCCUUGGAUACAUGGCUCAAAAACAUAAUGUCCCUAUUGGUGAUGUAGCAAAAGAUGGACCAGGUCUAAUAUUCAUUAUAUAUCCAGAAGCCAUUGCAACGCUACCUCUUUCAUCGGUUUGGGCUGUGAUCUUCUUCAUUAUGCUUCUCACACUAGGAAUCGACAGUGCAAUGGGAGGAAUGGAAUCGGUCAUCACUGGGCUUAUUGAUGAAUUUAAAUUUCUGCAUAAACAUCGGGAGCUCUUUACCCUUUUUAUCGUUCUCUGCACAUUCUUUAUAUCUCUUUCCUGUGUAACCAAUGGUGGAAUAUAUGUUUUCACUUUGCUCGAUCACUUUGCUGCUGGUACUUCUAUUCUUUUUGGUGUUCUAUUUGAAACAAUAGGAAUUGCCUGGUUUUAUGGUGUUGGACGAUUUAGUGAUGACAUUGAGGAAAUGAUUGGAAAAAGACCUGGCCUGUACUGGAGACUUUGCUGGAAGUUUGUUAGUCCUUGCUUUCUACUGUUUGUUGUUGUUGUCAGUUUUGUAACAUACAGGUCUCCAAAAUAUGGAAAUUAUACCUUCCCAGAAUGGGCAAACAUCAUUGGUUGGCUAGUAGCCAUUUCAUCAAUGGCUAUGGUACCUAUUUAUGCUAUUUAUAAAUUCUCAACUCUUCAUGGAUCCUUUCGAGAGAAAAUUGCAUAUGCGAUAACACCUGAAAAAGAUUAUGAACUCAUAGAAAGUGGCAAAGUGCGCCAAUUUACUCUACACCACUGGCUGACUGUUUAAAAAGCAAGCAAACAGGAUGAAUUAUAUUAGUGACAUGAAGUGAACAAACAAGAAGACAACAAAAACAAUUGACAUUUUAUAAUUGGAUUAACUGGUUGAUGGUAUGAUCUAAUAUAUACCAGAAAAGACUUUCUUGACUAGAAAAUUUGCACAGUAUCUUUGGAAAACAGACAUAGGUAUUAUGCUCAUCGUGUUUUGGUGAACGUAGUAUAAUCUGUUAUUUGGUGCAGUACUAUAGUUUUAUUGAUCCAAGUGCCAAUAUUAUGUAGGUAGAUGAAGCUACGACCUAUACGUGUCUGGUGAAGUCUGCUAAUGAAGAAUAAAAAAAAAAAGAAUUAUUCACUCAAAAGCACAUGUGUAUGUAAAUAUCAACUGAAAUGUAACACACUGCAUCAGAAUUGUGCUUCUAGUUAUGAUUGAUAGAUGAAAAAUAAAUUCCAUUCCAUAUUUUUAAAAAAUAUUUAGUGUGUUGUUUUCUAGCAAUCUUAUUUUGCUAUUAUAGAGAUGUUACAGAAUAUGGUUGGGGGGUACUGGGAUACAACUAUAAAUUAUCUAUCGACCUAAAUGUCUCCCAUUCUUUAUCAUCUGUUCUGUCUAUGGUAUUUUAAAAAUAUAGUUGAAAGUGAUGAAACGUAAAUACAAAUGAGGAUUUGUAUGUUAGAGAAGCUGAGUAAGGAACUUUAAAAUAAAUAUUUAUAUCUAGUAUGUUAUCUUUUUUUUAUACAUCAUAGUAAUGUACGA